Lindgomyces ingoldianus is the source of this 530-nucleotide messenger RNA. RefSeq lists its product as uncharacterized. Lineage: Eukaryota; Fungi; Ascomycota; Dothideomycetes; Pleosporales; Lindgomycetaceae. Bases 125 to 370 code for a protein of 81 amino acids. The record is from RefSeq and is a predicted model, not a curated record. The transcript has 2 exons.
UGACUCUGAGGAGUCUUAGCAAGGAAGUCCGACAGAACUAAAGCAACGAAACCUUCAAAGAAAUCAAUUCAUAUUUCCACCGCCCGCCAUCCCAUCAUUUUAAGCUCCCACCCCUGAAACAGCCAUGAAGCUCACCGCCCUCAUCAUCCUUACUCUCGGCAUGACUGUCGCAGCCCGUAAAUGCGCCUGCAAGGGCGGUAGAGCUCAUUCCAAGAAAGCCUGCGAUGUCUUGGGUCAUGUCUACGGCACUACUGGCUGCGGCUUCACAGGAUGUUGCGUUAACCCAGGGGCCGAAGAGGAAGCGUUUAUUAAUGAGUGUGGAACUUUGGGUUAUGGGUUUUUGCAGUGUAAUGAUUGCCCGAAGUGCUAGAUGAACGAAGAGAGUGGGAACAAAUUGCAGAUUUGAGAAGGUGUGAGUGUUAAAGAGGGUUAGUGGCGUUGAGAAGGGACAUGGAAAAGGGUUAUGAUCUGGGGAAGUGUCUAUAAAGUCUAUGUAGAAAUAGGAAUCCAACUACCAAUGCAUCACCACG